Molecule: messenger RNA, 540 nt
Organism: Penicillium vulpinum
Lineage: Eukaryota; Fungi; Ascomycota; Eurotiomycetes; Eurotiales; Aspergillaceae
Exons: 1
Coding region: 1-540 (179 amino acids)
Source: RefSeq, a predicted model, not a curated record
AUGGCAACCAAACCUGACGCCGCUCUAGCCCUGAAUACACCCGUUUCCCUCAAACCCCGCGGCAUAGGCCAAAUCUCAUUAGGGGAGAUAGCCCUACCUGAAUCAAUCAUUAUCUACUUGAUUCAGGAUGCUAGCACUUUACAAAUCAUGGGAGAGCUGUGGAGACUGGGUGUGGCAGCGAAACUGUCAGCCCUCUACCGGGCAGCAAGUCGGCUGGAAGCUCUUGCUGCAGUAUGCACCUCGAAUUUUGCUGCUAGAAUGCUGCUGAAAUCGACUAAUGGCCCAAUUUCUGAUCGAGAUGCCACAGCUUUAUGGAUACAAACGAUGCCUGAGCUGCCGCAGUCAUCCGAAUAUUGGACUGUCGCACUAUCGUUCCUCCUAUCGAAGGAGGAUCGCAUGGCGAUGCGAGACGCACUUCGCUUUACCGCAGGCCUACAAGCUUUCAAGCAAUCAGUCCAAAGAGCUAGAACAUGGACUGGGAAAGAGCCUUUUCAUGGAGCUGGUAGACAAAUGGUUCGCAAUCAUGUCAGGGGGCCUUGA